AUGAAGAGCUUCAUGUCCAGCUGCGGGGCAUGGGAGGACUGGGAUCCGGCGGCCAACUGCCCGAUGGCUUUUCGAGGCGGGCUCAAGCGGGGCAGAGGUGCAGCUGCGCCGGGUGUCCAAAGGAUGGUCCGGCGCGACGUCUUCGCGCUGCUGCCGGUUUCGGCCACCGCCAUCGCGGUGGACAAGCAGCGGCCGCUGCCGCAGGCGGCGCGGGCGUCGCCCGCGCGCCGCGCGCUGCCGGCGAACUCCUCGGAGCUGUUGGAGGCAACGACCUCGCUGCGCUGCGCUUUUCGCUGGGCCGAGGUCCGGGAGGAGCAAAUGGAUCGGGCCAAGCGGCAGCUGCGGGACCGGCGCGUGGAAAAAGCGCUGCACCAGUCCUCCAGGCUGCAUGCAGAUGCCGUGCGCCAGGCGCUCAUGGAUUCCUUGAAGACUCGAACGUCGACUCGCGAGCCAGAGCGGCAGUUGGAGGACUCUCAAGAACUAGCUGUGGAUGACUCUGACGAGGACUUUGCCUUUCCGCCUUACCAGCCGUGGCAGCCGUGCAAGGGCAUGCAGCACUCGGCCACGGUGGCUGACUUCCAAAUCGCCCGGCGCCAAGCGCGGCGCGCGGCCCGGCGCGAAGGCCUCGCGCCCUCGCGCCCGCCCUCGCGGGCAUCGCGGCCGGCGUCGGCGCCGGGGCCGCGGAAGCUGCGGAGAAGCUCCUCGGAGGUUUCGCGGCCCAAGACGGGCUGCGCAGAGAGGGCGAAGCAGCCCGCUGUGGCCGAAGCCACGCCCGGCGCCGAUGCAGAAGGUGAACAUGGCCAAGUCUUCAAGCUGCGGGACUUUGCGUGCGUCCCCAGCAAGGGCCAUGCAAAGGGGGUGGACUAUGUGCAGAGCAUGGGACGCAUCACCCUGAGCUACGCCUUCCGAGACGAGUUGGCCGCUCUGACUGCCGCGGAUCUGGUGGUGGAGCUGUCCAGCUGGGAGCUCAAGGUCAAGGCCAACAAGCCCGACCUGGACGGUUCUUUGGCGCCCCUCAACGGCAGUCUGUACGGAGACGUCCGUCGUAGCUUAUCCUGGUGGACUCUCGAGGACCAGGCCGACGGCAGCAAGCUCUUUAGCAUAGAGCUGGCCAAGCGCGACCACAAGGCCUGGAACGCGGUCUGGAAGCCUGGCAUGAGCCACACCCGCAAGAGCCACUUCGGCUGGACGCCGCACGCCCGGGCACCCGUGAAGAAGGCCGAGGACAUCUUGGCCAAGGUGAAGCCUGGCCGCCGUGCACGGCAGGACGGCUUCGUCAUGCGACGGGAGGAUCUGUGUGCAGCCUUGGAAGACGGGCAAGAUGCAUCUACUGCCAUCUACCGCAUUCAUUUGGACAAGGCGGCCUUGGAGAAGGCGUGCGAAACGGUCAGCAUGUCGGACCUUUUCGGGGUGGAUGUGAUGGAGCAGUAUCUGAAGAUUUUCAUCAGGGGCGACGAGAAGUCUCCGAUUUUGAUGGGGCAGCUGUUCGACCAGAUCGUCCCUGACAAGACGCGCUGGGAGAUUGUCAAGGCUGCUGCUCUCCCAGAUGAAGAGUCAGCCAGGGUUGGAGUCUACAACACCUGCCUGCAGGUGACCUUGACCAAAGAGAAGCCCUCCAAGACGCACUGGCCUCGCUUGCUGGAAGAGCACGAGCAGGUGCUGGAGAGAGAGGCGGCACCUGCCAUUGAGGAGCUUUCUGCGAAGGCCCUCCGCGCUCCUUCCCCGGACCGCAGUGGCUGGUCCCCGCAGGAGCUGGCCAAAGAGUUUAAGGCGAAGGCCGACGGCUGCUUCAGGAACUCCGCAUGGAGGGACGCGGCCGUGUACUACGCGCGAGCCAUGGGCCACACACCGGAGGACGAGAAGCUCUACUCCAAUCGAUCCGCCUGCUACGUCAAGCUGAAGAAGUUCGACAAGGCCUUGGCGGACGCGAAGAAGUGCGCCACUUUGAAGCCGGAGUGGUCCAAGGUCUACUUCAGGCUGGGACAGGCACACCGCGGCCUGCGGCAGUGGGAGGACGCCAUCACCGCCUUCAAAGAGGGGCGCUUCCGGGAGCCUGCCAACAAGGAGUGGGAGAAAGAGAUCGAGAAGACGGAGGAGGAGCAAGAGAAGUGGGAUGCACAUGUGAGGGAGCAAAGAAAGCUGAAGCGAGAAGCUGACAUGGUCACAGAGCUGAAUGAGGCCACGGUGGUUGCGGAGCGGGAGGCCAUGGCGGCUGUGGCGGAGCAGGCCCUGAAAGCCGGGAAGAGCCGCAAGGAGGCCGGCGAGCUGGCCCUCAAGGGCGCAGAGCUGGCCAAGCAGCGGGUGCACGAGAUGGCGGCGCAGAAGAAGAAGUCGGCCAUGGUGGAAGAUGACCAGGAGCUCGACCAAGCAGCGCCCUACCGAAUCGUGGCUGAGGACGGCACGCUGCACAGCAAGUCCUUCGCCCACACGGACAAGGGCAUGUACUUCAUGGGAAUGACACUCAUGAACUUCAAGUCCGCACCGUCCAACCAACCCUGGGUCGAGCUCAGGCACCCCGGGAAGCUGCGCUGGUCCCAGGGCUGCGGCAUCCUGCGCCUGAAGGUGUUCUUGCCCAGCGUCCGCGGAGCCCAAGACCUGGAUGUCAAGGUGACCGCCAAUGACUUGUGGAUAGGCACUGUCGGGGACACCGACCCCAUCGUGCAGGGCUGCUUUGAGCGAAAGGUCGACCCCAACGGCGAAAAUUAUGCCUGGUUUUUAGUGCCGGACGAGGACCCUCCCAUACUGGAGCUGACCCUGGAUAAGGACUCGUCAGAGGUGUACCAAACCUUCAGUUAUGGCACCUUGCUGUGGCCGCGGCUUUUCAAUGACGACAUUCCGUUGGGCGAGGGUCUCUUUGAGGCUGACCUCACGGAUUUGCCGCCAGAGCUGCUGGAGAAGUUUCAGACUGCUCAGGCGCGCUCUGACGAGCAGUCACGCAAAGAGAGGCAGAAGCGGCAAAUGAUGACGGAGGAGGAAGUUGCUGAAGAAACUGCGAGGUUAUGGAAUGACGAGUUUGCAAGACAUGGGAUACCACACCGCGUCGAUUCUUUGGAGGAUAGACGCAUCGACAGCUACCAGCAGUGA
This is a messenger RNA of Effrenium voratum, 3084 nucleotides long. The record is from the annotation of a GenBank genome assembly. NCBI's taxonomy places the organism in Eukaryota, Dinophyceae, Suessiales, Symbiodiniaceae.